AGGUCUAAACGAAUAUGAGAUCUUUUAACAUUGAUCUUUGCCCAUUACAUUUGAUAAAUUUUUUGAUCUUAUCAUUUGCUUAAUUUUUCUUCACAAGCAUUUAAAGUGCAAUUAGUUUUCUAGUCUUCAUAUUAAGAAAAAAACAAGAACAAAAAUGAGACUCAGAUUUGCUGCUAAUAUUUCAACUCUUUUUAGAGAAUAUGAAUGUUUAUCUGAUAGAUAUCAAGCAGCUAAAGAUUUUGGAUUUAAAGCUGUAGAAACACAGUUUCCCUAUACUGUUCCUGUAGAAAAUUUGAAGGCUGCUCAGCAACAAACCAAGUUGCAACAAGUUCUAAUAAACAGUUUUCCAGGUGAUAUAUCCAAGGGAGAAUUUGGUUUUGCAAUAAAAGCAGAUACUAGAAGUGAUUUUGAAAAAAGUCUUAAUUAUACUUUAGAAUAUGCAACAAGUUUGAAUUGCAAAAGGGUUCAUUUACUAGCUGGUGAAUUAUCUGAUAGUUCUGAAGAAAAAGAAGCUGAAUCUAUUUAUGUUGAAAAUAUAGAAAAAGCUGUUGAUCUUUUCAAAAAAUCAGAUAUAACAGUUCUCAUAGAGCCUAUUACAAGAAAAACAAGACCUGGUUAUUUCUUAGCUGAUUUUGAUCAAGCUAUUAAAUAUAUAAAGAAGAUAGACAGCAAUUACUUAAAACUCCAAUUGGAUAUUUUUCAUCUUCAAAUGAUUUGUGGAAAUGUAUCAAGAAUUGAAGAAUUACUCCCUUAUACAGGUAUAUAUUUUAUAAACAUGUAUAUACAGUAUGGUUCACCGUAUGCAACCAAUACAUUCCAAGGCACCUUACAGAAAUUUGCAUAA
Molecule: messenger RNA, 844 nt
Organism: Centruroides sculpturatus (bark scorpion)
Lineage: Eukaryota; Metazoa; Arthropoda; Arachnida; Scorpiones; Buthidae
Gene: Gip
Product: putative hydroxypyruvate isomerase
Exons: 6
Coding region: 155-844 (229 amino acids)
Biological process (GO): glyoxylate metabolic process
Molecular function (GO): hydroxypyruvate isomerase activity
Source: RefSeq, a predicted model, not a curated record